Psylliodes chrysocephalus is the source of this 1918-nucleotide messenger RNA. The record is from the annotation of a GenBank genome assembly. NCBI's taxonomy places the organism in Eukaryota, Metazoa, Arthropoda, Insecta, Coleoptera, Chrysomelidae.
GUUUGAAGUGGACAGCUGCUUUGGCGGUUACUUAAAAGAGGUUAUAAUGAUAUUUUAGUGCUUUGUUUUUAGUUUAUUUACAAUGUAUGUAGACGAUAUAAAAAACGAUUUUUAUGAAUAUUUAUCAGGAAAGAGAAUAUUUCUUAUGGUUCACUAUGAUAUAGACAGUAUAUGUGCCUGUAAAAUACUCCAAUCUCUACUUAGAUAUAAACAUAUUUUAUAUUCUUUGGCUGUGGUGAGAGGCAUAGAAGAUCUUAAAACUGCAUAUGCAGAAAACUGUAGUGAUGUGAAAUAUUUUAUUUUAAUAAAUUGUGGGGGUACUAUAGAUAUCGUUGAGGAAUUAGAAGCUGAAGAAGAUAUAACAUUUUUUAUUUUGGACAGUCACAGGCCUACUGAUUUGUGUAAUAUUUACAGUAAUGGACAAGUUAGGUUAUUAUCUACACCUGAAGAAGACAUUGGGGUUCCCGAUUUUCACGACGUUUUCAGGGAAGAAUCUGAAGAUGAGGAUGAAGAAGAAGAAGAUGAUAGUGAUGGAGAAACAAGGGCAGCAAAAAGAAGACGGUUAGGAGAGGAAGACCUAAUAAAAAGAAGAGAAAAAAGACUGUGGGAAGAAUCUAGAGAUAAACUGAUGUUUGAAUAUUCCCAAUUUACUUAUUAUGCCAGGGCUAGUGCUAUAAGAAUAUUUGAAUUAGCGUGGAAACUCAACAAAGAUGACAAAGAUCUACUUUGGCUGGCCAUAGUAGCUUUAACUGAACAAAUAGUUCUAGGAAAAAUAGAAAACACCCAGUACACAUUGGAAAUAAGUCCUUUGCAAGCACAUGCAACUCGUUUACAUAAUAAAACUAAUGAUACAGACGUUAUGACAUCACUGAAAAUUAAAUUUGACAAUGAUUUGAAGCUCACACUAUAUCGCCACUGGUCAGUUGAAUCCAGUUUGAAAUAUUCCAUGUUUACCUCGGUCAAAAUGAAACUGUGGUCACUAAAGGGUGAUAAAAAAUUACAUGAGUUGUUAGCUGAUAUGGGAUUUCCUUUAGUUCAAAGUCGACAGUCAUUUAAAAGUAUGGAUAUGCAGCUUAGGAAAGAAUUUCAUCCAACUUUAGAAAAACUGUCAACAAAAUAUGGUCUGCAAGAUAUAGCAUAUGCUUCAUUUAUACUUCAGUAUGGCUACAGAAAUGUAUAUUGCGCUUCAGACAUUGUUUAUGCACUUUUGGCAAUACUUGAGUCAUCACCUAGAGAUAAGAAACCUGAAGAAUUAUUUAACUUGGCGUUGGAUUGCCUUUCUAGGACAAAAAGAGAGGUUUUGAAUAGUGCAAUUGAAAGAGCUAAGGAUAUAGCAAAAGCUCUUUUUAAAACAGUACAAAGUGCAUUAGACAUGAAGCAGAUAAUCACUGCUGGUCCCUUUGUUUAUUUCAUCAUACAAGAGGGAUGUCUCAACUGGUACAUGUUUUCCCACACUCACAUCCUCCUACUUUUAGCCCAUUUUCUCUUAAGAGCAUAUGUGGCAAUGUCUAGAAACCGUAAAGCCUCAACUCUACCUCUUAUAGUUUCUGCUCCAAAAAAUAUGGAUGAUGGAACAUGUAUACUUCUUGGAAUUCCCCCGUUAUGUGAAAAUUCGCCGAAAAAUUUUUUUGGAAAGGCGUUUGAGCAAGCUGCUCAGAGGAUCAACUGUGAUGCAACUGGUGAUUAUUUUGACACAUCAUAUUUUGAAAUUCACUCGAAAGACAGGACAAGAUUUUUUGACGCCCUUACUGCACUGUUGAGUUGAUAUUAUUUUAUUUCAAUUUUUAAAAUAAGUACAAAGUGUAGAUUUUAUAUUAAAAUCGCUGUAAAUAUUAUUUAUUUUAAUUGUAUAUAUUUUUUUAUACUAUCAAUUGUAAAUUGUGUUCCUGUAAUUAAGAAAAAUAGAAUUGCCAGUCAG